AUGCAACCUUGCCAACAUGAUCGGCGAGGUGGUGAUUGCCGUGCAGUGCAGGAUCAACUUCAAAACGUUCGAGAGAUCUUUUCAACUGAUGGUGCCUUCGCGGCUUUGCUUCAAAAUGGAGGAGUUGUUGCAUGGGGCGAUCCAGUGUUUGGUGGUGACAGCAGUUUGGUUCAGGAUCAACUAGAACAUGUGCAAGAGAUCCACACCUGCGGAUUUGCUUUUGCUGCAGUUUUGCAUGAUCGACGUGUGGUGACAUGGGGCGCCUCAGGGUAUGGUGGCGACAGCACAGAGGUGCAGGAUCAGCUUGAAAACGUUCAGGAGAUCUAUGCAACACAUUGGGCCUUCGCCGCCGUGCUGAGCACUCGACGAGUCGUUACAUGGGGUGUGGCGGAGUCUGGUGGCGAUAGCAGCCUGGUGCAGGAUGAGCUGAGAGAUGUGAAGAAGAUCUAUGCCAAUGAGAAGGCCUUUGCAGCAGUCCUCAGCAAUGAUACCGUGGUUACAUGGGGUGAUGCCAAGUCUGGUGGUGACAGCAGCCAUGUACGAGAUCGACUGAAGAAUGUGAAGGAGAUCAUGGGCACUGCAGAAGGGGCCUUCGCUGCACUCUUAGGUGAUGAAACAGUUGUUACUUGGGGUGCUAUGGAGCAAGGAGGGGACAGCCGCCAUGUGGAGCAUCAGCUGCAGGGAGUGCAGAGCAUUCAUGCAACGCGAUGCGCCUUUGCGGCGCUCCUCCGAGAGGGUCGCGUGAUCACGUGGGGCGACGCGAGAUACGGCGGCGACUGCUGGCAGGUUCAGGAGCAGCUGAAGCAGGUGCAACAGAUCCAUGGUGCCGAUGAUGCCUUCGUUGCAGUGCUGCGUGAUGGUGCGGUGGUCACGUUUCAUGAUCUCUACGCCAUGGCCGUGCCACUCUUUCUGCCCGACCGCAAUGGCUUACAUCACACGGCCUUCACGUUCCUCUCCAGAUUCCAGAAGUCCUUAACGACCGGCAUGCCCUUCAAAGAGAGGCUUCCAGAGAUGGAGGAGAAGGAGACCCAUCCCUUCUCCCCCUUUGACUUUGAGUACUUGGAAGUGCGUGAGUUUUGGCUGGACUACACCGAGUAUGUGACGGCUCCUGCCAUCCUGCACUUCGCCAGCCUACCAGACCUUUUAGUCCAGGUCUACCAGCUGGAUGCCAUCAAAACUCAUGGUCGGAUACGUGCCCACAAUGCCAGACGCCUCCGUGAAAGUCGAAACUUUUGGUCCAACGCCCUGCAGCGCCUCGCGACGCCCUGGGCGCCCUGGGGGGGCGAGCACUGGGACGCCUCCUGCGGGGCGGAGCAUCCGUUGAAGCCGCAGGGCAGCGUGCUGUGGUCGCCAUUGGACGGUGCUCCGUGGAUCCACGCUGCGCCCAGCAGGGCCGAGCCGCUGCUGAUCAUGGACGGUGCGGACGGUGCGCUGAGUGCGGCGGUGAGGGAGGCAGUGGAAGAGUUUCAGAGGAGAGCCAAGCCGUCACACUCGGAAGUCUUUGCAGGUGCGCUGGACUGGAAGGCCAUCCAUCAACGCCUGAAGGGCUGCGCAGGUGGUCGAAGAGUCGAGAAGCUCCGGUGUUUGCUGGUGAUGGAGCGAGUGAGGCCGUUCCUGCCGCUGCUCCGCCUUACGGAUCUGGUCCGUAAAGGGCGCCGACAGCUCUCACGUCUACUGGACCCUGAGGGGAGUGUGGCCUUGGCAAUUUGGCGCAUGAGGAAGUGUGUGGUUCUUCUGCCUGAACCAGGCUUUCAGGAAGUGAUUGCUUAUCACUUCCCAUACCUCAAGCUCAACAACCAGGAGCUUCUUUGGCCGAACAGAACAACGAGCUCCUCCAGCACGGGCUUUGGGCACCGCCAAAUUCGGGCGCCACAUUUCCUGGUGUCGCGGCUGUCCUCCCAGCUCCGGCGCGAGCGGCUCCUCCACCGCGCCGGGCGGCGGCAGUUCGUGCGGCAGCUGCAGCGGCUGCGGGCCGAGACGCGGUGA
This is a messenger RNA of Durusdinium trenchii, 1986 nucleotides long. The record is from the annotation of a GenBank genome assembly. NCBI's taxonomy places the organism in Eukaryota, Dinophyceae, Suessiales, Symbiodiniaceae.